UGAAAAGCAGCAAGGCAAGCACAGGAACAAACGAAAUAGCAUUAGAAGAUAACAAAAGAGAAAUGGCCAUGGAAACACUUUCUUCAAGUGAACUACUAGACUUUAUCAUCUAUGACACAAUCUCUGCUAUUCCAUUUAGCUGCAAUGUGUCUUCAGACACCACUUCUAAUCUACACCUCUUACAGCAAAAUGCUCACUUAGCUUCUGCUGCUACUACUCCAAAUGCUCUGUACAAUACUUCUUCAAUGAAUCUAUCAGUUAAGCCCGAGACAAAUAGCGAGAGAAGCCUGGCUGUGCAAGGGAGGAAGAAGAGGCGGCGAAGGCCCAAAGUGUGCAAGAACAAGGAGGAAGCUGAGAAUCAGAGAAUGACUCACAUUACUGUGGAGAGAAAUCGGAGGAAACAAAUGAAUGAGCAUCUUGCUGUGCUGCGUUCUCUCAUGCCUGACUCUUAUGUUCAAAGGGGUGAUCAAGCCUCCAUUGUAGGUGGUGCAAUUGAUUUCGUGAAAGAGCUUGAGCACAUUUUACAAUCCCUCGAAGCCCAAAAAUUCCUCCAAAUGCAAGAAUCUCGCGAAAAAUUGGACUCUGUCGAAGCGACGCCUUUCUCUCAAUUCUUUACAUUUCCGCAAUUCACCACCUCACAGACACCUAACAAACACUACACUUGCACCAAGACUAAUGGUGCAAUUGCAGACAUUGAAGUCACCCUAAUCGAAACUCAUGCCAAUAUUCGGGUUUUAUCGCGACGACGGCUCCGGCAGCUGUCGAAAAUAAUCGGAGGAUUCCAGGCAGUGUACAUGACCAUUUUGCACCUCAAUGUUACCACCUUGGAGCCAAUGGUUCUCUACUCCAUCAGUACUAAGAUAGAAGAAGGGUGCCCGCUGAAAACAGCAGAUGACAUAGGAGGGGCAACACAUGAGAUGCUGAGAAUGAUAGAGGAAGAAGAAGAAGUUGUUGCAGGAUUACAAGACUAUGGAGAAGAUUUAGGCUAGUGUGUAGCUCUGUAUCAAACCUACCUACCUGCCCAUAACCUAUAUAUAUAGAAUCAUGAGAUGGAAUUAUUGUUUCUAUAAUGCCAGCCAGCCCCCUGCCCCAACUUUUGUACGUUAAAUCUUUUGAAUAUGCACAUCUUUUCCCC
Daucus carota subsp. sativus is the source of this 1135-nucleotide messenger RNA. Its product is annotated as transcription factor bHLH71. Gene Ontology annotation, molecular function: protein dimerization activity; RNA polymerase II cis-regulatory region sequence-specific DNA binding; DNA-binding transcription factor activity, RNA polymerase II-specific. NCBI's taxonomy places the organism in Eukaryota, Viridiplantae, Streptophyta, Magnoliopsida, Apiales, Apiaceae. The coding region runs from base 63 to 989 and encodes 308 amino acids. The record is from RefSeq and is a predicted model, not a curated record. The transcript is spliced from 3 exons. Gene Ontology annotation, biological process: regulation of transcription by RNA polymerase II.